Molecule: messenger RNA, 4204 nt
Organism: Silurus meridionalis
Lineage: Eukaryota; Metazoa; Chordata; Actinopteri; Siluriformes; Siluridae
Product: NACHT, LRR and PYD domains-containing protein 3-like
Molecular function (GO): protein binding
Source: RefSeq, a predicted model, not a curated record
UUUAGUUUCAUUUUGUGGAUGUCAGCAGUCAAACGUUCUUUUAUUUUGCCGUAAACAUGAAAUCGAGAACUCCGAGAUGAUUAACCUCCUGAUUCUGUUCUUUAACCUGCGUUAUGACUCUCAGAUACCGACUACAGCAAGAUCCUGUCAAAUAAAUACAUGUAUCAUGUAAUGGAUGGAAGGAGGGAUGUUUCCAACCUUGAGUGAAAAUGAUGUCGAGCUGCUGUUCCUUCACCUGGUGAUCAUUUGCUUAGUUUGGAUCUGGAAAAAGAGAUCAGGGACCUGCACCAGAAGCUCUCGACAUGUUUGUGACCCAGCUCCAGCCCAGUCUCCUGCUGCUCCCCCUGCUGGAAUCCGUGUUGUGGUAAACGCUGAAAAUGGGAGUAACGUUUACGUUCCUGCGCUCUUAAACAACACCUUCUCCGAUCAUGUUCUCCUCAACAGCACAGCCAGCACUGCUUCCACUCAAGCUUUGCGACCCGAAUGGGAAAUGAAAAAUUUGGGAAAAAACAUGUCUGCAGAUGAUCUACAGAGAUUUCUGGUGAAUCACAAAGCUGGCAUGAAGAAGAAAAUCGAGUGCAUUUUUGAAGGCAAAAAGAAUGCGGAUACUAAAAGACUUCUGAAGAAGGUCUACACGCAGCUGUAUAUCACCGAAGGAGAAUUCAAAGAAGUCAACAAAGAACACGAGAUUCUGAAAAUGGACAAAGCUUUUAGUGUUCAAAAAUCUCAGGAAAAACAAAUCAACUGCAAUGAGAUUUUUAAUGAAGAUAAUCGAGUAGUGCUCACCAAAGGAAUUGCAGGAAUCGGAAAAACUGUAUCUGUGCAGAAGUUUAUACUCGAUUGGGCUGAAGGAAAUGCUAACAAGAACAUAGACUGCAUUUUCCUCCUUCCUUUCCGAGAGAUUAAUUUAAUUAAAGAUGAAAAAUGUCUUCAUGAAUUACUGCAGGAUUUCUACCCUGAAGUGAAAAAACUCAGUGAUACAGAUUUAUACAAACGUCUCCAGCUUGUUUGUUUUGAUGGACUUGAUGAAAGUCGUCUUCCACUGGAGUUCAGCACCAGUAUGGUGACCAGUGAAACAGAAAAAGCUCCUGUGAAUGCUCUCAUCACAAACCUGAUUGAAGGAAAGCUGCUUCCUUCUGCUCUGAUCUGGAUCACCUCACGACCAGCAGCAGCCAAUCAGAUCCCUUCAGAGUAUGUGAGCUUGUUUACAGAAGUGCGAGGAUUCACCGAUAAGCAAAAGGAGGCGUAUUUUAAAAAGAGAAUAACUAAUGAGAAUGAAGCCAAUGAGAUCAUCUCACAGAUUAAGAAAUCUCGGAGCCUCUACAUCAUGUGUCACAUCCCCAUCUUCUGCUGGAUCACUGCUACGGUGCUUCAAGCAAUGCUGGUUCAAAAGAAUGGUGAAGAAAUUCCUGCUACACUGACUGAAAUGUACAUCCACUUCCUGCUUAUACAGAUGAACACCAAAAACCAAAAGUAUGAUGACAAGGUGGAACGAGAUGUGAAGAAACUGCUGGAGAUGAACAAAGGAAUGAUCCUGAAACUGGCCAAGCUGGCGUUUAAACAGCUGAUAAAUGGGAACAUCAUGUUCUAUGAAGAAGACCUGAUAGAGUGUGGUAUUGAGGUCCAUGUUGAUUCAGAGUGCUCAGGGAUGUGUGCUGAGAUCUUCAAGAAAGAAUCGGUGCUUUAUGAGAGGAAGAUUUACUGCUUCAUUCAUUUAAGCAUUCAGGAGUUUCUUGCUGCACUCCAUGUUUUCAAUUCCUACCUGAACAAAAACAUGAAUGAGUUAAAGUUUUUCUUUAGUGAAGACCCUCCUAAAGACACCCAGCUGGAUGUUCUCCUGAAGAAGGUAGUUGAUAAAGCCAAGGAGACUGAGAAUGGUCAUUUAGAUCUCUUUCUUCGAUUCUUGUUGGGAAUUUCACUUGAGAGCAAUCAGAAACUUCUGCAAGGAAUUCUUACAGAUACACAGUUCAACAAGAAGAGCAUUAACAAAGUAAUCCAGUACAUCAGGCAAAUGCAGAACAAUUAUGUUGAUUUGCCCCCUGAGACAUCCAUCAAUCACUUCUUCUGUCUGAUGGAACUGAAAGACGAAUCCCUGUACAAGCAAAUCAAGAAAUAUCUGUGUACAGACAGUUUACCAGACAGAGCAUUAUCCUCCUCAAACUGCUCUACUCUGGCCUACCUGAUGUUGAUGUCUGGGGAUGUUUUUGAGGAGCUCCACCCCAAACAAUUCAACCCAUCCAAUUCAGCCUACAGAAGACUCAUCCCAGCUGUUAGAUGCUUCAGGAAAGCUUGGCUUGCUGGUUGUGAGCUCACUGAAGAGUGCUGGGAGGCCGUGGCUUCAGCUCUUGAGGUGGAAAACUCUGCUCUGAGAGCACUGGACCUGAGUGAUAAUUACAGAUUUGAGAAGGGAGCAAAGUUGCUUUCUGAUGGACUGAAGAGUCCACAUUGUAAACUGGAGAUACUAAGGUUGGCAAGAUGCCAUUUCUCCCAAAGCAGCUGUGCUGAACUAACUUCAGCCCUCCUCUCAAUUUCAUCGUCUCUGACUGAACUGGACCUGAGCAACAAUGACCUCCGGGACACAGCAGUAGAGCUGCUUUUUGCUAAACAGGAAAAUGUAUUUUAUAAACUACAAGUUCUGAGGCUGAGCUGGUGUAACCUCACAGAGAAGAGCUGCUCAUUCCUCUCCUCCAUUCUCUACACUUUAAGAGAGUUGGACCUGAGUAACAAUGAUCUGUGGGAUUCAGGAAUGAAGCACAUUUCUGAAGGACUCAGCAAUAAACAGUGCAAACUGCGGACACUGGGAUUGUCUGGUUGUUUAGUGACAAAAGAAGGCAUUUCUUUUCUGGCAUCGGCUCUGAGAUUAAACUCCUUAUCAGUCCUGAAAGAUCUUGAUCUGAGCUACAAUAAUCCAGAAGAUAGAGGAGAACAGCUGCUCUCUGACCUACGGAAUAAUCCAAACUGCAAACUGGAGACACUCAAGAUGGAACCAAAAAGUGGACAAUUUAUGAAAGCUGGGAUUAAAAAGUAUGCCCGUGAGCUCACGUUCAACCCAAACACGGCCCACAAAAAGCUCUGCCUGUCUGAAGCAAACAAGAAGGUCUCAUAUACAGUCCAAGCGCAGCAGUACCCAGAUCACCCGGACAGAUUUCAGCUGUAUUGCCAAGUUCUGUGUAAUGAGAGUCUGAGCCAUCGCUGUUACUGGGAAGUCUUUUUGGAAGGGUCAUCACCCAUAAUUGGCGUCACUUAUCCUGAUAUUGAGAGGAACAUGGAAGACCUGCCAGUGUGGAACGCUCGCAUUGGGCCAAACGAGGUCUCCUGGGCCCUUUGUAGUGUAAGCAAAAAAUACUACAACGUAAAGCAUGGUUCAAGUAGCAUAACCAUCGGCAUGCCCAAGUCCAACAGGAUAGGUGUAUAUCUGGACUGGGCUGCUGGAACACUGACUUUUUACAGCGUCUCACCGGAGACACACACACUUACACACAUUCACACAUUCUGUACAAAGUUUACAAAGCCAGUGCAUCCGGGGUUCAGCGUAGAAAAUGGCUCUGUGACUUUGUGCCAUUUGGAAUAAAAUAAAGAAAUUGAUCAAAUAAAGAAUUGAUCUGAUCUUUUAUUAAAUUGUGUGUUCUGUGGAUUUACUCCAUCAAUAUCAACUUGUUCAAACAAUUUUCCUGUACAGACUGUAGCCUUGGCUUGUGGCAUGAAAGGAUGUGAUAAGAAGAUAUGAUCUGCUGUUGUAGCUUAUUCACCAUAAGCUCCAGUGAGAUGUGUUUCUGCUCACAGUGGUUUUAAAGAGUCAUUAUUUGACCCACAGUUUCUCUCAUUAAUAACUUCUACAUAAACUUUAGAGACUGUCGUGUAGGAAAAUCCCAGUUUCCAAAAUUCACAUGAACCCAUCUAGCAACAACCCACAGCCCACCAAUGGCGUUCACUGAGGUCCCAUUUUUCCCAGUUGACCUCUAUCUUAUGCAUCGUGCUGCCGCCACAUGACUGGAAGAAUAAAUGUGUGUAUAUGUGUUCCUAAUAAACUGUACUGUGAGUGUAUACACAAUUAAAAUGAAAUGGUUUAAUAAACAAUGAACAAAAUAAGUCAGUGAAAAUCAUUUCAUCUCAGCUGGUGGGUUGCUUCCAAAAGGUGAUUGAUGGCCGAUUAUUUUUAGGUUGCUACAUUAAAAAAAAGCAAAACGAAAAUGUGUCAAUAAAU